This is a messenger RNA of Daphnia carinata, 3334 nucleotides long. RefSeq names its product insulin-like growth factor-binding protein complex acid labile subunit. NCBI's taxonomy places the organism in Eukaryota, Metazoa, Arthropoda, Branchiopoda, Diplostraca, Daphniidae. The transcript is spliced from 7 exons. The record is from RefSeq and is a predicted model, not a curated record. Gene Ontology annotation, molecular function: protein binding. Bases 809 to 2707 code for a protein of 632 amino acids.
AACGCGAACGGGUCUACAAAAAUAAGCGGUCCCUUGUUUUUCACCUUCCACUACACAGACACAAGUUCCCUCAUCUCUCUUUCGCGACGAAUCAUUUCAAAUUGUAAUGAAGCAUAUUGAUUGAAUUCGAGCCGUAACAGUAGAACAUUGCCUGGCAUCGGCAAUACUACUCAUCAACCCCUCGGGCCUUUUUUUCGUCUGCUCUUGUUUUCCAAACUGCAAUCAGACGUUCUAUUCAUCUUGUUCAAGUUGUGUGUGUGUGUCUCUAUGUGUGUGUGUGUGUGUGUGUGUGUGGCACGCGUCCGCUUUUGCCGUUGAUUAGUCGACUACAACUGCUACUUUCGGGGCUGUACACGACCUUACUAUUAGUCCCUUGUGUGUGUAAUAACAACAAAAAAAAACACAAACAAAAAAAAAAAACAAAAACAAGGAGCCUCGUACCGUGAAUGAUCUGCGAGGAGCCAAAAGAAUAGCGGCCAAGACCAUGGAAGAGCCGGAAUGGUGUACCCACUACUCCCAUUCCAGUUCAUCUCUCUUUCAAGUGAUUGAUGACAAACAGCAUCUCUUCUAACAUACCCGCGUGUGUUCACAUUCUUCUACGCACUUCACAACAGUUCAAAAAAAAAAAAAAAAAAAAAAAAGGAAAAGAAAAGAAAAGAGACCAAAAAACAUUCAUCAGCCGAAUGACAGUGGAUCAUCCGGUCGUUGGAAACAGCCGCAUUCCAUUUCUAUCGAGAUAUUAAGCAAAAAAAAAAAAAAAAAAGGGCGGGGGAAAGAACAAAUAAAACAAAACAAAACAAAAAACGUGAUGAGACGAGGUAGUACAUUGUGGGCUCGAUUGGAACGUGAAAUUCCGUCGGUCAACAUAAUGAAAUCGCUGGUAGUGUGCGCUUUCGUCGUAUGGACGGCGGUAUCGUCGUGUUGCGUGUCGGCGAGCAACACGACCGAGGCCAACGACGUUCGUGCAGCUGACGCUGAAUUGUUGCACGACGCAAUCCAAUAUUGCCCGUUGACGUGUUUCUGCGAUUUCGAAUCGUCGAUCGUCAGUUGCGCCGCAACAGACGACGAGGAAACGGGUUUCGGCAACCGCACGGCCGCGACGACGGCCGUGUCCGACCGCGUUUGGUCCGUCGUGGCCAACGCCGGCGUUCAGAGAUUGGACGUGCGUGAUUUGGUCCUAGAACGGCUGGACGAGACGCUCAUUAACGGGACGGAAGGCCUCAACGAGUUGAGUCUCGUCGCUUGCGGCCUAGCCUUCAUCGCUAACGCGACGUUCAAUUACCAUUCCAAUUUGGAGCGGCUUGAUUUGAGUCAGAACCAGCUGACAGUUCUUUCACAGGACAUGUUGACAGGUUUAAUCCGACUGAGGAGUUUGGACCUGUCGUCCAACAAGCUGACGCUGAUCGACGGCGCUCUGGAGACCCUGAUCACCCUGGAGCAACUCAACUUGCGCGGCAACGCCCUAGUCGCUCUUGGACCUGACAUUUUCAAAGGUUUGAAUCGCUUACAGUUCCUAAAUGUUGACGGCAACCGAAUCGGCGCCAUUGCGGAGAGUGCCUUUCAAGGAUUGGGCCAGCUGGCCCACCUGGUCUUAAGUUCUAAUCCACUGGAUGAAAUACAACACGUCGAUCUCUUUGCUGCUCGUCCGGCCUACGUCGACCUGAGCUCGGCCGGUCUGCAGAGUGUGCCCAGUCUCAUAGCUCGUUACGUCAGGGAUCUCCGACUGUCAGGUAACAAUUUCAGCCGACUGCACCGAGGGGACUUUGAGAGCGUUCCGCAAGUGCGGCUCCUCGUCCUGGACGACAGCCACAUCCAAGAGAUCGAGGAAGACGCGCUGGGCAGGAUGGACCUGCUGGAGCAGCUCUCACUCAACGGCAACCAACUGGCCAGCAUCCCAGCCAGCCUACCGUCUACCUCGCUCUCAGCCCUGCACUUGGAGGCCAAUCGAAUUACGGCCCUGCAGGCGGGGGAUUUCGUCGGUCUCCGUCGAUUGGAUCAGCUUCAUUUGGCGCGCAACGUUAUUGUCUCGAUCGCGACGGGGACUUUCGAUCAACUGACGAGUUUGACUCGACUGGACUUGCGAAGUAAUAGGCUGAGCCACGUCAGCACCAAGGUAUUCGGCAGUUUAGUACGAUUGCGUUUUCUCGAUCUGUCGGACAAUCCGCUAGUCAUCCCCGGAGCGGAUGCCGAAAGGCUACGACACUUGACCGCAGUAGUCAAGGUUAUCGUCGCUACCGAUCCCGAUCAACAAAAGACGGACGGCCAAUCGAUGGUUGCCAUGGCAACCGAUGUAUUGGAUGGUGCAGAGACAUCAACGAGUAUGAUUCCAGACAGCGCGAUGAGGCUCUCGCACAAUGGCGCUAAUGAAGCGUUGGAUGAAGCGAGUGAGAAAGAGGUGACACAAUCCGCCAAACAGGCGUUGGCUUUGGUGGGGGCGUUGCUCAGCCUGUCAAUCCUCAUCGUCGUCCUAUUCAUCAUUGCCGGCCGCUUCAUGAAGCGAUCGCACUGGAACCGCACCAAGACGACGGCGCUAUGGAAACGACGCGGCGUCGCCGGAGUUGAAGACGCGUCGGCUCAACUGCCGCAAAAAGAUUUCGUCAAACUCGGGUGGAUUCCGGCAGAAGAUUUCGAUCAUUGGAGCACGGUGCUCAUACAAAACGAUACGGAGCACGAGCGUCUCCUAUUGGCCGUUUCGCCACACCAUUAAAUACAAUUUGAAAAAUAAAAUAAAAAAAAAUAAACCCCUAGAAAAAAAAAAAAAAAAUAAAACUUGUCGACGCUGUUUCACAUCGACCAAAUGACUCGCACAGGCCGGAAUCAAAUCAAAAACGGGGAUCCGGUCACAUUCAUACCUCGAGGCACAAACGGAAAAGUGGGAAUGAUGGGGUCUGCAGCCAUCGAUUUCCCUCGCGUCUCCCCCCCCCCCCCCCCCCACAUCUCAUUCUCGUUCCUAUCCUGAAAAAUUCGAACGCAAAGCAGCCAGGGGCGACACAGUAAUAGCGGGGGUUUUUUAAAAAGAGACAGAGAGAAAGAAGGAAGGAAAAAAAAAAAAAAAUGGCUGUGUUCACUUACUCGGUAAAUCGGCGUAAAAGAGUUCGCGUAAAAGGAGCAGCUCCUCCUCAGGUCCUACUUCAAGAGCGCCAAAGACUUCUCCUUCGGGCCAAACGUCGCGGGAAGCACGCAGAAGAGCCACGGCCACAUGGAUCUUCGCCUCUUUCAGCAGUUUCUGAAUCUUGCCCAUGGCUAAAACCCUAAAUAACGAUGGAAAUUGAAAUUUAUUUAAAAAAUAAUAAUUGAUGAUAUCUUGAAAUGUGAAAAUAAAUAAAAAAAAAAU